Messenger RNA from Amphibalanus amphitrite, 2638 nucleotides. Its product is annotated as guanylate cyclase soluble subunit beta-2-like. The record is from RefSeq and is a predicted model, not a curated record. Gene Ontology annotation, molecular function: guanylate cyclase activity; heme binding. Gene Ontology annotation, cellular component: guanylate cyclase complex, soluble. NCBI's taxonomy places the organism in Eukaryota, Metazoa, Arthropoda, Thecostraca, Balanomorpha, Balanidae. Bases 1 to 1593 code for a protein of 530 amino acids. Gene Ontology annotation, biological process: response to oxygen levels; cGMP biosynthetic process. The transcript has 11 exons.
AUGAGGGGCAUCGGCCAGACCUUCGAGGCGUUCCUGCAAAACAUCGAUUACCUGCACUGGUAUCUGAUGAGCACCGCCUUCUCUGGCAUACAGUCGCCGUCGUUCCGGCCGGAGCUGACCUCUGACCGGGAGGGGGACGCCGUCACACUCAACUACUACUCACGGAGGGACUGCUGCAGCGGUAUUGUCACAGGCCUGCUGACCAUGGUGGCCAGGUGUAUCUUCAACAUCCACAUCGACAUCACCAAGCUGAGCGUGCAGAAGGAGAUGGUGUCCAACCGGCCCAUGGUGCACGUCCGCUUCAGAAUAACGCAGCAUCCAAUCGGUCUGCCUCACAUAGGACUGAACUGGAAGAAAAGAUGGAACUUGUCAAAGCUGAACUCCAGCCACAAAAACACAGGAAUGUCCGUCGCAGCAAAGCUGUUCGGAAAGAUUCAUCCAUAUCACAUCGUUUUUGAUAGAAGGCUGGUGAUCCUGCAGACGGGGGUCGGCCUGAUGAAGCACGUGCCGGAGACGCAGGCGGACGGAGCGCGGAUCGACACCAUCUUCUCGAUGACGUGGCCAGAGGUGUCACUGACCGUACAAAACAUUGAGAGGUUCUCAAACCUGACCUUUCAGUUUGAGUACCGCAAGGCGUCCGACAAACGCUUCUUUUGUAUGAAAGGCACUAUAGUUGGAAUGACGGCCAGCGCCGAAGCUCACCCUGCAGAGCUGGCCAACGCCCCUCUUUUUCUCUACCUGGGAUCACCUAUGGCACGCAGUGUGCGAGAUCUGGAAAAAAUGUCUCUGAAAAUAUCCGAUAUCCCCAGUCAUGAUUCGACGAGAGAUCUCAUACUUCUCAAGGACCAACGCAACAUAGAGUUUGACGUGAUGCAACAGCUAGAAAAGACCACAUCGGAACUAGCCGGUACGGCGGCUGCCCUUCAGAAGGAAAUGCGACACACAGAUGAACUUCUUCACUCAAUGAUCCCGCCCCUUGUAGCGGAGAAGUUGAAGCGGAACGAGCCGGUGCAGGAGACGUUUGACGAGGUUACAAUUUUGUUCAGCGAUGUGGUGACAUUCACCCAGAUCGCUGCCAGUAGCACCCCAGUACAGGUGGUCCAACUGCUCAACCAGCUCUACACAUUCUUCGAUCAUCUCACGGAGAGAAAUCGUGUCUAUAAGGUGGAGACUAUUGGAGACGCCUACAUGGUGGUGGGCGGGUGUCCCGAGAUGGACCCCGACCAUGCCGAGCUGGUGGCCCGACAGGCGCACCAGAUGAUACAGGGAUCGGGCCAUGUGCUGGUGCCCAACACACAGCGACCCGUUCAGAUCCGUGUGGGAAUGCAUAGGUACUGGUCCCGUGGUGGCCGGUAUAGUCGGAGUGAAGAUGCCCCGCUACUGCCUGUUUGGAGACACAGUCAACACUGCCUCCAGAAUGGAGUCUCACGGGCUGGCCGGUCAUAUUCACAUCAGUCACUCCACCUAUACAUGCCUCCGCAGCAACCAGCGGUUCUCGUUCGAGCGUCGUGGUCAGAUCCCAGUCAAGGGGAAGGGCAUGAUGUACACCUAUUUCGUGGCCGACCUGGAGCCGGGAGAGCCGGUGGUUCCUGAGCCCCCGCCGCCUCCCGCCUACCAGCACGGCCUCCAGCCGGCCGCCAGCCGACUGAAGGUGGUACCCGUCCGACGGCAUCCGUUCAGCGCCGUCUGUGAGGUCAUGUGAGGUCGUGGGAGGUUAUAGGUGGCAAUGAGAGGUCAUGCGAGGUUGUAGGUCAUAAGAGGUCAUAUGAGGUCAUGGAAAGUCACGUGAGGUCGCAAGGGGUAUCUCCGGCCGUAGAGGUUAUGAAAAGUCACAAAGGUUGUGUAAGACUGCAGGUCAUGUCAUGUCGAGUAAGUGUGGCUUUACUAGGUCAUGCGAGCUCGCUCCAGGCAAUGAGAGGAAUACGACGUCGUGUGGGAAAGUACAAGGUCAGGCUAGUUCACAGGGUAAAGGUGUAGGGUCGUGUGAGGUCAUUCGGGACCAUGCAGGUCCGGCCAGAUCUGAGCUAUGCGAGAUUAACUGUCGUGUUCGGUGAGAAAGCGUUCGAAGUCAUCCAUGGUCGUUUGAAGUUCGAUGAUGUUUUUAGUCACACAAGUCAUGCAAGGCACAAGAGAUUACUGAUCAGGUUGCAUUGUACACCCCCUAUGUGAACAAUGUUGUUUAUGUGCGAGUGUGGUGAGUGUAUGAUAUCAAACAUUUGUGAAAACGUCUGUGCAAAUACCAUAGGUCAAUCGAUCGUUUGGUGCGUGUUCCUGGUGGCAGAAACAUCGGCUGAGGCUAGGUAUUCGUCGCAUUUUGCCAGAAAUCAAGAUCAAGAUAUUACCGUAAUACUUAUGCAACAGUUAGCGUAGAAUUUAUAUGUGCUUCAGCCAUAUAUUGGAUAUUGAUGUUGAUGUGGCAACAUGGUUGACUGCAAAUGAUGUUCAGAAUUGACUUCUAAGACAGCGGUACCCGUACUUUGUCCGAGCGUCGCUGACUGAAAAAAGUACAAGGGUAAAUAGGCUGGUGGUUAUGCAUGCAACAUACCUAGUCAUGAAGAGAACAACUGAAUGGUUCUGAUUGAAUGUCACGUGUCCGCCCUGACUGUUUUGAAAUGUAACCAAUGUACUUGUCAUUGAU